GAGAGGCUCCCUGUGAGAGAGAGGAGACCCUGUCAGGGGGAUGGCUCCACCACAGAAUGGACAUUUAGCACCACCACUACUACCAGCACCUUGAGGAGCAUAGGAGAACUAAGGCUAUUAAGUACUCAGACACUGGACCACUGGAGUACCCAGACACUGGACCACUGGAGUACCCAGACACUGGACCACUGAGCCACUGGACCACUGGAGUACCCAGACACUGGACCACUGAGCCACUGUACCACUGGAGUACCCAGACACUGGACCACUGGAGUACUCAGACACUGGACCACUGGAGUACUCAGACACUGGACCACUGGAGUACUCAGACACUGGACCACUGGAGUACCCAGACACUGGACCACUGAGCCACUGGACCACUGGAGUACCCAGACACUGGACCACUGAGCCACUGUACCACUGGAGUACCCAGACACUGGACCACUGGAGUACCCAGACACUGGACCACUGAGCCACUGGACCACUGGAGUACCCAGACACUGGACCACUGAGCCACUGUACCACUGGAGUACCCAGACACUGGACCACUGGAGUACCCAGACACUGGACCACUGGAGUACCCAGACACUGGACCACUCAGACACUGGACCACUGGAGUACCCAGACACUGGACCACUGGAGUACCCAGACACUGGACCUACUGCAGGGUAAGAGCAUGUGUCCAUGAUGAGUGUUCCUCAGCCUGACCCGGAUGAGAUGCCCCCCUCCACCGUCAACCCUGUCACCACCCCCACCCUGAGCCCGACCCCACCAAUCACAGACGAGCUGGAGUGUAAGAUCUGUUACCAGCGUUACAAUGUCCACAACCGCAGGCCCAAGAUCCUGGACUGCCUCCACCGGGUGUGUGCCCGCUGCCUCAACAAGAUCCUGGACACGGGGGACGUCUUGGGCUGCAUUUCCUGCCCCUUCUGCCGACACGAAACAGAGGUCAGCGAAUACGAGGUGUCGGGCCUCCCCGACGACUCCAACGUCAUAUCCUGCCUGGCUGUCAGGGAUAAGUCCUGGAGCUCUGACCAAGAGGUGACCCUCACCCCCAAGAGCCUGUCCUCCACCUCCCCCUCGCUUCACUCCUCCAACUGCCUGGUGAUCACUAUCAUGGAGGUUCAGAGGGACACGGGGCCCGGGGGCCUGGGAAGCUCAGACCACUUCACAGAGCACAGCCUGGACUCUAUCUCCGUGGGCUCCAACGGGCAGGAGGUUCAGGAAGCCCUGUCCAAGUUGUGUUCGCACGUCCCCAGGUUCCUGGUGUGGCUCCUGGGGCUGUUCUACUUCGGGUCCCUGCCCCUGGGCAUCUACCUGCUGGUGAUCCAGAGGGUGACGCUGGGCAUAGUCUGUGUGAGCCUGGUACCGUCCAGUCUGACUGUGUGUCUGGUCUAUGGGUUCUGCCAGUGUCUCUGCCAGGGCAUGUGUGACUGCUCGUCUAGGGGCUGACUGACUGACUCAACAAGGUACUGACAGAUGCUGGGGUUGGAGGGAGGGAAAAUACUGGACUGUUGGAAUCAACAUGGUGUCCUUUACUGCCCCAAUCUAACAACCAGCCGGGUUGGAGGGAGGGAAAAUACUGGACUGUUGUAGUCAACAUGGUGUCCUUUACUGCCCCAAUCUAGUGACCAGCCGGGUUGGAGGGAGGGAAAAUACUGGACUGUUGGAAUCAACAUGGCGUCCUUUACUGCCCCAAUCUAACAACCAGCCGGGUUGGAGGGAGGGAAAAUACUGGACUGUUGGAAUCAACAUGGUGUCCUUUACUGCCCCAAUCUAGUGACCAGCCGGGUUGGAGGGAGGGAAAAUACUGGACUGUUGGAAUCAACAUGGCGUCCUUUACUGUCCCAAUCUAACAACCAGCCGGGUUGGAGGGAGGGAAAAUACUGGACUGUUGGAAUCAACAUGGCGUCCUUUACUGCCCCAAUCUAACAACCAGCCGGGUUGGAGGGAGGGAAAAUACUGGACUGUUGGAAUCAACAUGGUGUCCUUUACUGCCCCAAUCUAGUGACCAGCCGGGUUGGAGGGAGGGAAAAUACUGGACUGUUGGAAUCAACAUGGCGUCCUUUACUGUCCCAAUCAGAACAAGGGGAUUGACAAUCUCUGUAUUGAAAGCUGUUUGCUGAACUCUCCAUACAGUCUGUGGAUUGAGAACUGGCGCCAACGGGCAUUCCAGCCCUGUGUGAGAGACUGGAGACUGGAGACUGGAGACUAAUGGAGGGCUGGGUAACAAUGG
Molecule: messenger RNA, 2236 nt
Organism: Oncorhynchus mykiss (rainbow trout)
Lineage: Eukaryota; Metazoa; Chordata; Actinopteri; Salmoniformes; Salmonidae
Source: RefSeq, a predicted model, not a curated record